AUGAUGGAUGAUGACACCGAACUGAGGACUGAUGGCAACUCACUUUUAAAGGCUGUGUGGCUGGGGAGGCUCAGGCUGACCAGACUUCUCCUAGAAGGAGGGGCUUAUAUCAAUGAAAGCAAUGACAAAGGUGAAACAGCUCUCAUGGUGGCAUGCAUCACCAAACAUGUGGACCAGCAAAGCAUCAGCAAGUCCAAGAUGGUGAAGUACCUGCUGGACAAUAGGGCAGACCCCAAUAUUCAGGAUAAGUCUGGCAAGACUGCUCUCAUCCAUGCUUGCAUCAGAAGAGCUGGAGGAGAGGUGGUUUCCUUGUUACUGGAGAAUGGAGCAGAUCCCAGCCUCGAGGAUCGUACUGGGGCUUCAGCCCUGGUUUAUGCAAUUAACGCAGAUGACAAAGAUGCACUAAAACAUCUCCUUGAUGCCUGCAAAGCCAAAGGGAAGGAGGUGAUUAUUAUAACAACGGAUAAAUCAUCUUCAGGCACCAAAACCACCAAACAGUAUCUUAAUGUCCCUCCUCCACCCAAAGUAGAAGACAGACAGUCGCCUCCACUGUGUGCAUCUCCCUCAAAUAUUGAACUGAAGGCUCCAGGCCUGGGCUGUCCACCCAGUGAGAAGGAAGAUGACUUCUUCAGCCCCCAAACAGGGCACCCAAGUGGUUGCAACACCUCUAAGGCUCUUAAUGAGCUCGAGUCACCCACCAGGAAAGUCGGGAACCUCAAAAGGGCCCGUUUACCCCAACUGAAGAGGCUCCAGUCUGAACCCUGGGGCCUGAUCGCUCCCUCUGUGCUGGCAGCCUCCAUGCAUCAGGAUGAGACCCAUGGUGCCAGCAUCGACAAUGAGGUCGUCAAAAGCAUUAGUGAUGUGUCCUUCCCCAAAAGGGGGCCCCUUUCCAGAACCAACAGUAUUGAUGGCAAAGACCUCACCCUCUUCCCCCUGGUCACGGAGCAGGUUCUGAAGAUUUCAGCCUCUUCAGCACCAGCAUCCUGGAAGGCAGCCUAUGAGAAAGGUCAGGCUUCCCACCCACGUCUGGCCAGAAGAGGAACUCUCCCUGUUGACCAAGAGAAGGGUGGUAUCAGCUCAUCCGGUCCCUCUGGACUCAAAGAUGCAGCAUCCCUCAAACAGCUAGAAAAUGACCUCUAUGAUUUAGAUUUGCAGCCAGGGGCUGAUCCAUCCAACUCCGUUUCCCUUGAAUCAGGCAAAGGACCUUUAGAUAGAAAGAAGCUCAACAGCUCCCACUUGUCUCUUCUCCAUGGCUCUCGGGAGUCCCUGGACAACGUGCCCAGCACAUCUCCCAGCUCAGUGCGCCGUAGGCCACCACAUCUUCUAGAAAGACGAGGUUCUGGAACUUUGCUACUAGACCGAAUUUCUCACACUAGGCCUGGCUUCCUUCCACCUUUAAAUAUAAAUCUGAACCCACCUAUCCUGGAUGUUAGAUCUAGCAGCAAACCUUCCUCUCCACUUGCUGGUGGCUUAAAAUCCAUGGUUCCUGUUGCUCCAAGUUCACCAAAGAGAGUUGAGUUGAGAAGUAAAAAGAAGCUCCUCAGAAGGCAUUCUAUGCAAGUUGAACAGAUGAAGCAGUUGUCUGACUUCGAAGAAAUCAUGACCUAG
Molecule: messenger RNA, 1608 nt
Organism: Equus quagga
Lineage: Eukaryota; Metazoa; Chordata; Mammalia; Perissodactyla; Equidae
Gene: ANKRD34C
Product: ankyrin repeat domain 34C
Exons: 1
Coding region: 1-1608 (535 amino acids)
Molecular function (GO): protein binding
Source: RefSeq, a predicted model, not a curated record